GGUACAUUUCCCGCAAUUCAGUUACAACAACUGAAAAUAUCUAGCAACAUAAGUAAUCACUAAGCAGGAAAAAUGAAUGCAACAACGGACAUUAUGGAGGCGUACUGCGUUCCCGGGGGACGAGAGUUCCAGCGAGUCUAUAUAAAAGUGCACGGCUACAUCGCGCUCAUUAUUUGCCUGCUCGGCUCUGCGGCCAACUCCGUUAAUAUCGCUGUACUGAGUCGGAAGGAAAUGAUCUCAUCCACUAACUCCAUCCUGACCGCCCUCGCUGUAGCCGACCUCCUCGUCAUGCUCGACUACAUACCUCUCGCUUUGCACAUCUACACAACUAUCGGCUCCGAACUACACCGGAACUCCUACGGAUGGGCCGUCUUCGUCUAUUUCCAUUCCAUAUUCAGUCAAACUUUUCAUACUAUAUCAAUAUGGUUAACUAUAACUCUUGCGAUAUGGCGAUACAUCGCUAUCAAGUUUCCGCAGAAAAACAGAAUUCUUUGUAAUAAACGUAACACAAAUCUGGCUAUAGCUGUCGCUUACGUCGUUUGUCCUAUAAUGUGUCUGCCUAUUUACUUCGCUAUGGAUAUACAAGAGAUACCUAACAAGAAUAACAAUGAGACUGGCAUGAUAGAACUAAAUGAGACUUCGAUGAACAUGUCAAAAGAUUACGACAUAAAAUAUGCAAUAACAAUGACGAAUAACGAGGAUUUGUUAACAGCGAUAUUCUGGAUAUAUAGCGUCUUUAUCAAACUUAUACCUUGUAUAGUAUUGUCCAUUUUAAGCGUCUGUCUCAUACUUAAAAUGAAGUCAAGCGACCGAAGGAGACAAAAAUUAUUGAAAAAAUCAGCACUGUUAACGAACGAGGCUGAAAAAGCUCGACUAAAAGAGGACUCCGGUGGUGGUAAACGCGCGGCGAGUGGCGGUGGACGAACGGAUCGUACAACGAGAAUGCUCGUCGCUUUACUGGGGCUCUUCCUAGCUACAGAACUGCCGCAAGCAUUGUUUGGUUUACUUACCGCAAUAGCUCCACAUCUUUUUCAACAAUGUUACUACUCAUUUGGCGAGGUUAUGGAUCUUAUGGCCUUGGUAGGGUCUGCCGUGAACUUUGUUCUGUACUGCAGUAUGAGCAGGCAGUUCCGCAACACCUUCAGACGGCUCGCCCGAAAGCUGCUGCCGAUGCAGCGCAGGACUUCAGAACUAGGGACUGCGAGGAAAGCGUAGCAGUCACAGUCCGGCCCUGCCACUUCUGUCACAUAUCUAUGAACUGUACUACAAACGAAACCAUAUAAAUAUUAUGGAUGUAGUACAAAUUAUGUACUGUCAAUUAUUUUAUUGACCCGUUUUAGUGAUAUAUAGAAAUAUUCAUGGUGAAAAGAACAAUUUAGGAGUUUUGAAGUGAAAGCAAACAAAAACAAGUGAGUGUUGAUAUUUUAUACAUUCAGUGUUUUCAUAAUUAGGCAUUUAUUGGUGGUAAAAGUAUACUUCUUAUAAUAAAACAAAU
This is a messenger RNA of Papilio polytes (common Mormon), 1495 nucleotides long. RefSeq lists its product as uncharacterized. Gene Ontology annotation, biological process: G protein-coupled receptor signaling pathway. Gene Ontology annotation, molecular function: G protein-coupled peptide receptor activity. The coding region runs from base 73 to 1215 and encodes 380 amino acids. Lineage: Eukaryota; Metazoa; Arthropoda; Insecta; Lepidoptera; Papilionidae. Gene Ontology annotation, cellular component: membrane. The transcript is spliced from 3 exons. The record is from RefSeq and is a predicted model, not a curated record.